AUGACUAUGCUGAGGAGUCUCGUGGCAGUUGCCCUGUGCCUGGGGUCCACAUCUGCAGCAACUUUGGGGGCUGUGUCCACUGAGGGUGGGAUGGUGGAAGGGACCAACCACCGACUGGGACUCUUCAGCUCGAUUGAUGUCUUCAAGGGGGUUCCCUUCGCUGCUCCCCCCGGCAGAUUUGAGAAGCCAAAACCUCACCCGGGCUGGGAAGGGGUGUUGAAGGCCACCAAGUACCAGAACAGGUGUCUUCAGGUGACUCUGAUGCAGAUGGGCACUCACGGAAGCGAGAACUGCCUCUACCUCAACAUCUGGGUCCCCCAGGGGCGUACAGUGUCCACUGGCCUGCCAGUCAUGAUCUACAUCUUUGGAGGGGCGUUUCUCCUGGGGGCAUCGAACGACGUCAGCUUCAUGGGAAACUCGCUGUACGACGGCGAGGAGGUCGCCAAAAGGGGCAACGUCAUCGUAGUGACGGUCAACUACCGUGUGGGCACCCUGGGGUUCCUCAGCACCGGAGACGCCAGGGGACCCGGGAACUACGGGCUGUGGGACCAACAUGCGGCCAUCGCCUGGGUCCACCGCAACAUCCGGGCCUUCGGGGGAGACCGGGAAAACAUCACCGUCUUCGGCCAAUCCGCCGGCUCCGUCGGCGUCAGCUUCCAAAUGCUGUCUCCCUAUAACAGGGGCUUGUUCAAGCGAGCUAUCUCCCAGUGCGGGGUGGCUCUGAGCCCCUGGGCCAUGCAGAGGGACCCCCUGGCUUUAGCCCAGAAGGUGGCUGAGAGGGUGGGCUGCCCUACAGGGGAGGAAAUGAUGGCCUGUCUGAAGAUCACAGACCCCGUGGUCCUCACUACGGCAGGCAAGCUGGCCCUGGGGGACAUUGGAAAAGGUCCUGUGGUGUAUCUACUGGAGCUGUCCCCCGUUGUAGACGGGGACUUCAUCCCUGAUCAUCCCAGCAAACUGUUCCACAAUGCUGCGGACAUCGACUACAUUGCUGGCACCAACAGCAUGGACGGCCAUCUUUUUGCCGGCAUGGACAUACCCUCCAUCAAUCAGAAACGCAAUCCCACUUACCCGGAGGAUAUUAAAAUGCUGUUGGCAGGGCUGACAAAAGACAAAGGAGAGGUGGGUGUAAACUCCUCAUUCAGCAUGUACACACAAAGCUGGGUCCCUGAACCUGACCAGGAGACCGUCAAGCGGACCGUGGUGGACAUCGAGACGGACUACCUCUUCCUGGUGCCAACCCAGACAGCCCUCCACCUGCACUCCAGCAAUGCCAAGUAA
Conger conger (European conger) is the source of this 1278-nucleotide messenger RNA. Its product is annotated as bile salt-activated lipase-like. Lineage: Eukaryota; Metazoa; Chordata; Actinopteri; Anguilliformes; Congridae. The record is from RefSeq and is a predicted model, not a curated record. Gene Ontology annotation, molecular function: sterol ester esterase activity; neurexin family protein binding; signaling receptor activity. The transcript is spliced from 9 exons. Gene Ontology annotation, cellular component: postsynaptic specialization membrane; synapse; cell surface. Gene Ontology annotation, biological process: postsynaptic membrane assembly; neuron cell-cell adhesion; presynaptic membrane assembly. The coding region runs from base 1 to 1278 and encodes 425 amino acids.